This is a messenger RNA of Prunus armeniaca (apricot), 582 nucleotides long. NCBI's taxonomy places the organism in Eukaryota, Viridiplantae, Streptophyta, Magnoliopsida, Rosales, Rosaceae. The record is from the annotation of a GenBank genome assembly.
AUGGGUUGUCGAGUUUUGCUGGGUUUUCUGCUUGCAGCAGCAGCAGUCAUUGCAUCGGUGGAUUGCAACUCUGAAGGUGAUAUUCUGAAUGCCUGGAAAACCCAGUUGACCGACCCAAACAAUGUCCUUCAGAGCUGGGACCCAACUUUGAUCAACCCAUGCACCUAUUUCCACGUUACUUGCAAUUCCGAAAACAGCGUUACAAGGCUGGACCUUGGGAAUGCAAGCCUGUCAGGACCUCUUAUCCCUGAGCUUGGAAACUUGACUAACCUUCAAUACUUGGAGGUGUUUGGCAACAGACUGUUUGGAUCUAUUCCAAAUGAAAUUGGUAACUUAAGAAACUUGGUCAGCUUGGACCUCUACAAGAACAAUUUCACAGGGAGAAUUCCAAAAUCAUUUGGACACUUGCAUUUCUUGAGGUUCUUGAGGGUCUUUAGCAAUAGCUUGACCGGACGUAUUCCUCCAAAUUUUGGCAAUUUGACAUCUUUGGAAAUCCUGGAAUUAAACAGUAACAGGCUCACUGGCCCUCUACCAUUUGUGGUCCUUGAACUGGUUCGAUUUGGGCAGCUGAAGCAUUUGUGA